Cetraspora pellucida is the source of this 678-nucleotide messenger RNA. The record is from the annotation of a GenBank genome assembly. Lineage: Eukaryota; Fungi; Glomeromycota; Glomeromycetes; Diversisporales; Gigasporaceae.
AUGCCAAACAUCAGAAAUGAAAAUUCUUUACCUUUUAUUCCGUUAUAUCUUCGUAAUAGUCCUUCACAUAUUUAUAACAGAAUCGCAGACAAAAAAAUAUUAUUACCAACAAAAUUUAAUAAAAAAGAUCGCGCAAGAGGUGUACGAGUUUUAGACAAUGGAUUGAGCAUUCUACACACAGCAAAUCACCCUAUUCCUUAUGAGGCCGGUAUUUACUAUUUUGAAAUCAACCUUUUAAAUGAACCGGCUAGUAUUGGGGUUGCUAGAAAAAGUUUUAGUCUCGAAAGACAUACAGGAUGGGAAUUUAAAUCUAUAGGAUAUCAUGGUGAUGAUGGCUUAAUAUAUUGCGAAGGAGGUUUUGGAAAUUUAUAUGGGCCUCCAUUUUCGGCAGGGGACACAAUUGGAUGUUGCUUAAACUAUGAUGACCGAAUUGUUUUUUUUACAAAAAAUGGAGUUAAUUUAGGAAUCGCUAGUGCAAAUAUUUUCGCAGGAGAAUUAUAUCCAAUAGUUGGUAUGGAAACUAGUCAUUCUCAAGUUGAAAUUAAUUUUGGUUUUAGGCCUUUUAAAUUCAAUAUCGAAUUUUAUGCAAAGACCAUAUUUCAACAAAAUAAAUUGUUUACAUUCGAUGGACCCGAUAAAGACCCUACUGAUGAAUAUGAAGAUUCGGAUUAUUUUUGA